Messenger RNA from Condylura cristata (star-nosed mole), 800 nucleotides. RefSeq names its product high mobility group AT-hook 2 (gene HMGA2). Gene Ontology annotation, biological process: regulation of DNA-templated transcription. NCBI's taxonomy places the organism in Eukaryota, Metazoa, Chordata, Mammalia, Eulipotyphla, Talpidae. Gene Ontology annotation, molecular function: DNA binding; transcription coregulator activity. The transcript has 5 exons. The record is from RefSeq and is a predicted model, not a curated record. The coding region runs from base 471 to 800 and encodes 109 amino acids. Gene Ontology annotation, cellular component: chromatin; nucleus.
UCAAGGGACACAAUUCACUCAAAGUCUCUUCCCUUUCCAAGCCGUUUCCGAAUUGCUCCCGGUGACCGCGACUCCUGAUUCCACGCUGAGAGCGGAGCCUCGCCAACUUCAAACCCUCUUUCCCUUCUCAGCUUUCCUCCUUCUCUCGCUACCUCCACCUCCGCCGCCACCUCCACCUCCGGCACCCACCCACUGCUGCCGCCGCCACCAGCAGCGCCUCCUUCUCUCCUCCUCCUCCCCUCUUCUCUCUUUUUGGCAGCCGCUGGACGUCCGGUGUUGAUGGUGGCAGCGGCGGCAACCUAAGCAGCAGCAGCCCUCGCCGCACGCCAGCUCUCGCUCACCCGGCUUCAUUCUCUAGCCCUAUCACCCAACUCCCGAAAGGUGCUGGGAAGAUUUGGGGCGGCUGAAGCGAAGCGGCUGCAGCGGCGGUAGCAGCGGCGGCGGCAGCGGUAGCGGCGGCGGGAGGCAGGAUGAGCGCACGCGGUGAAGGCGCCGGGCAGCCGUCCACUUCAGCCCAGGGACAACCUGCUGCCCCGGCGCCCCAGAAGAGAGGACGCGGCCGACCCAGAAAGCAGCAGCAAGAGCCAACCGGUGAGCCCUCUCCUAAGAGACCCAGGGGAAGACCCAAAGGCAGCAAAAACAAGAGUCCCUCCAAAGCAGCUCAAAAGAAAGCAGAAGCUACUGGAGAAAAACGACCAAGAGGCAGACCUAGGAAAUGGCCACAACAAGUUGUUCAGAAGAAGCCUGCUCAGGAGGAGACUGAAGAGACAUCCUCACAAGAGUCUGCAGAAGAGGACUAG